CAGAAACAAGACAUAACUUUCCAAUGAAGAUCAAGCUAAAGAAGCUAUGGGUCUCUUUAAUUGUGGUUUCUAUGAUCACGACCUCGGCUUUGGGAGACUUUGGAGGACAAUUAGUAAAGAGAUUCUACAAAGAGAGUUGCCCAUUAGCUGAAGAAAUCGUGAAGCAUAAUGUGGAGGUUGCUAUUCUUAGAGAUCCUCGUAUGGCGGCUUCUCUUCUUCGUCUUCAGUUCCACGACUGCUUCGUCUUGGGUUGUGAUGCGUCUGUGCUCUUGGAUACACAUGGAGAUAUGUUAAGUGAGAAACAAGCAACUCCAAACGUUAACUCACUGCGUGGGUUUGAAGUAAUCGAUUACAUAAAGUAUCUCCUUGAAGAAGCUUGUCCUUUAACAGUCUCUUGUUCCGAUAUCAUCACCAUAGCCGCUCGUGACUCUGUCUUCUUGAGAGGUGGACCAUGGUGGGAAGUUUUGCUAGGGAGAAGAGACUCAUUGAAGGCAAGCUUCUCCGGCGCAAACCAAUACAUUCCGGCACCAAACUCUUCCCUCGACAGUCUCAUCGUAAACUUCAAGCAACAAGGCCUCGACAUUCAAGAUCUCAUCGCUCUUUCGGGCGCUCAUACAAUAGGUAAAGCGAGAUGCUUGAGCUUCAAGCAACGCAUUGCUCAACCAAACAUGGAACAAACGUUCUACGUCGACGAGUUCAAGAGACACAGCACAUUCCGACGAAUCCUACGGUCACAGUGCAAAGACUCUAGCCGCAAUAACGAACUGUCACCGUUGGAUUUACAGACACCAGCUUACUUUGAUAACCAUUAUUACAUUAAUCUUUUAAAGGGAAGAGGGCUGUUGAUUUCUGAUAACGUUUUGGUCAGUGAAGAUCAUGAAGGAGAGAUCUUCAAGAAGGUUUGGGAGUAUGCGGUGGAUCAAGAUCUCUUCUUCCAAGAUUUUGUGGAAUCAAUGUUGAAAAUGGGUAAUAUUAAUGUGCUUACAGGUAUUGAAGGUGAAAUUAGAGAAAAUUGUAGAUUCGUCAAUGUCUGAAUCUAAAGAGUGAAAACAUUAAACUUGAUUUGGGAUAGUCAAGCACAUGUUCAGAGGAUUUUUCUGCCACAACACAACUUGUGUUAUUGCAAUUUCGCUCAAGUAUGAAAUGUUCUGUCAGAUUUUUUUAUUGAAG
Molecule: messenger RNA, 1170 nt
Organism: Eutrema salsugineum
Lineage: Eukaryota; Viridiplantae; Streptophyta; Magnoliopsida; Brassicales; Brassicaceae
Product: peroxidase 20
Exons: 3
Coding region: 24-1034 (336 amino acids)
Biological process (GO): response to oxidative stress; hydrogen peroxide catabolic process
Molecular function (GO): heme binding; peroxidase activity
Source: RefSeq, a predicted model, not a curated record